GCGUGUUGCCAUGGUGAUCACCAGGUCAUCCAGUUCCUCUUUCGUGUACAUGUCGGGUGUUGGUAAAGUUCCUUCCGCGUGAGGAAAAAUGCUUCUCCAGCGAGCGAGGACCACAUUAUUAAAGCCUUUACAUUCUGCAAUGACGGAACAGCCCACCGAUUACUAUAAGCUUCUGUUGUCUUUCCCUUUUCCCACCUUUUGCAUUGCCUUCUACAGUGCAGUUGUUCUAUUGCUGGUCACAGAGCGAUAAAUCUGGGAGGAAGAAUACAACUGGUGGGAUUCAGGUUCUUGGCAUCUGAUCUUUAAGCAGUGUGAAAAAGGCCAGCAGAAAAGAAGAUAUGGAGGGGAAGAUGAAAGAAGUUUUUGUAUAUAUCAGAAAAUACUUCUUGUUUUCCCUCAAAUUUACUUGCAAAUUUUCAUGCAGACAUCCUUUUGUUGCAAGCUUUGCCUUUUUCUUGUUCAUCUUGUACAGUUGUUAUCCUUCUCUAUUUGCUUUUCUUGUUUCUUCCUCUCCUGUCAUUUCUUGCACUGCUCUUCUCCUUGGAAUUCUUCUAAGUUACGGUGAACCAAAUAUUCCUGAGAUAGAAGAAGAUGACAAGAUCGAUAGGGAAGUUUCCUUUCUGAAAGAAGAAAACUCUGUGGAUAACCCCUUUGUCAAGAAGGAUGAAAACAUCACGUUAGAGGACCUUGUUGAUAGUAGAGUUGGCAGUGAGGAAAGGAUUUUCAAAGAUUCAGCUUCUUAUGGUGAGAAAGAAAGAGAAAUUGAUUUGUUGGCCAUUGAUUUGAUGAAAAAACAAUCAGAACCUUACAUGAGAAUGACUGAAGUUGCUGAUGGUGUUAGUGAGGGAAUUGAAGGUCUUAUGGUGAAGGUCAAAAAGCCUGAGUUGGAUGACUGGCUUGAUUCUUCUCUGGGCUCACCUUGGCAACCUGUUAAUAUACGUGAUCCUAGCUUAGACUCUGAAUCUGAUCGGGCUGAGAGUUCAUCUCCUGAUGCUUCAAUAACUGACAUCCUUCCAAUGCUUGAUGAGCUUUCUCCUCUUUUAGAUUCAGAAACUCUUCAUAAUGCUUCAAAAUCUGCAGAUAACUCAGAUUCAGAGCUUUCCCAGCAUCAUGAAUCUGACGAAGACAGUGUGAAGGAAGAUGAAUACAACAAUGAAGAGAAGGAUGAAAGCAAUAAGGUUGUUACAUGGACUGCAGAUGACCAUAAAAAUGUUAUGGAUCUAGGGUCUUCUGAUUUGGAAAGAAAUCGGAGGUUAGAGAGCCUGAUUGCAAGGAGAAGAGCAAGGAAGAAUCAGAUUAUAAUAUAUGAGAAGGAUUUGAUUGACUUGCACAGUAAUGACAUGACAAUGGAUGAUUUAUUUAAUUUCCAACCUCAAAUUCCUCCUAUUUUUGCUCCAAGGAAUCCUUUUGAUAUUCCCCAUGAAUUGGAUGAAUCUAAAGGAUUGCCACCUGUUCCUGGUUCAGCUCCUUCAGUAGUGCAUCGCCGACAAAAUCCUUUCGAUUUUCAAUUUGACAGUGAAGAUGGUAAUAAGGGUCAUGCGGAGGAAAAUUUACACCAAUCUGAGUUUAGAAUGCCUUUCCAAAGAGGUUUAUCUUUCAGAAGACAUGAGAGCUUUGCUUCGCAUUCAGCAUUUCCCUAUAAUCUUUCACAUAAGAAACAUGGUUCUUCUGCAUUGAAUCCUUAUUUUGUUGCAGAGAGGAUGGGUUCAGAAACUAAUGACUAUGUUGAUUUCCAUAGUCAGCUAAGUGAAAAAAGUGAAACAAAGCCUAGUUCUUAUCCUUCUCCGGACACAGUCUCUUCAGCAAUUGACCCCGAUGAUAAGAAGGUGCCUAUAGAACAAGAAACUCAGGAAAGCAUAGCCUUAUCUGUUCCGGUUCAUCGUACUAAGCCUACGGAAAAAUGUUGCCAUACUUACGAAGAUGAUUUAGUUCACUCUCAACCUGAGUUGGGUGAGGAUGGUCAUUCUGUUGAUCCAAUUGCUUCUGCAGUCACUGAAGAAGCUUACCAAGUUAUUGAUGCUUCUGAUAUUGUUAAAAAAAACAUUGAAGAUAUGCAAUUUGGCGAGAAUCAUGAAGUAUUAGAAGGGAAGCAUGAUGAUUUAACCUUAUUUUCUUCAUCAAAAAGUAUUGAGAAGAGCCUUGAUAUAAGCCUUGAUGAAGUACUAGAAACUCACGAGCAGAUUACCAGAGUCUCAAAGGCAUCCAGUGAAUCCAUGCAAUCUUCGGAUGCUUCUGCUAGUCAUCUUAUCUAUGAAACAGGUAGAGUUGAUAUUAAUCAGGCUGCUGUACCCAUCUAUGAUUCUAGUCCCUCUGGAAGCGGAAAUUUUCUUGCCAACAUUUCUGUGCCAGAUGACAAUCUUCUUUAUUCAGACAGAGAAGAUAUCCACUCUAUUUCUACAGUGGAAUCUCAUGUGCAAGAAGAUGCAAUGGAAAGUAUGACCACAGAAAUGAUUGAAUUCAAGGUGGUUCAAGAAAGAGAGUUACAAGACUCAAGGUCUGACACGGGAGAAACUGUGACAUUUUCCUCUUAUAUGAAUCUUUUGGAUGAAAAUAUAUUGGCAUCAAUGGGGAUAUCCGAAACAAGAGAGCAAGAUUUUAAUGAAAAUAGUUCACCAAGAAUUAGUGAAGGUUUUGGUGAUCUAGCCACAUCAUUAGAGAUUGAUCACUCGUCUAGUUUAUCUUCAGCGGAGGCUGAUUAUGAGCCCAGACUUGCUUUUUCUGCUGGUUUUCCUCCAUCAGAAGUAAUGGAGAAGCAUCAAUCAAUGGAGAAAUUUGAAAUGCAGGCAUCUUUUGGAACUUACCUUGAGCAAUCUCUUGUCAGUAAUUUGGAAUUAGGACCUAUUAUUGAGGAGAAUUCAGAAGAUUUCAAAGUUGAAGAAGAGCAUAUGAGCUUGGUUCAGACCAAUACAGCAUCUGCUUCUACUGGUUUGCACAUACUUGAAGGGUCUGAUGUUACUCUAUCUAGUGUUGGGCAGGAAGUAGUCUCUUUGUGUAAUCAAUCAAAAGAAGAAGCCCAAGAUGAAGGCAAUGAAGUUAUACCUUCAAAGAUUUCUGAUCUUGUUUCAGCUAAUGAGGAAAUGUUAAAUGGAUUGGCGAUAGGUGAAUUGUUUGACAGCAUGGAUUCUCUAAAUCAAUCUAUGAUUAAGUCAAAGCCUGAGUUUACAUCAAAUGAUGAUAUUAGUGAUUCACAAGAUGAUGUCAUUAAUGAAUUCCAGAUCAAUCAGGAUGUUAUCUUGAGUAAUCUAAAUGAUUUUCAUUCAGAACAUGGGGAAAUGGAUGAUGAUGUUAGAGAAAUACAACUCAUUGAUGAGCAUUUACUGUCAGAGUUGGACGCAGUUGGUGACUUUCAGGUUGAAGAAUUGAAAUGUCAGGAAUGUCUUCUGAUCGAAUCGCACUCUGAUGGCCAGUUUAUUUGCAGUGAAGAUGAUUCUGAAUUAAGAUCAGCCCAUGUUGCUGAAACGUCCCCAGACAAACCUGUCUCGGCUAAUAACUUUAUCCAUCCUGAUGAGAUGGAUUUAGUCUUGAACUCAGAAGAACCAAGAGAUUCAGGAUUUUUGUUUUUGGAAAUGGUACCUGUUGAAGACUUAACAGUCUAUAAUCCUAAGCACCGUGUUCUUGAAUCAUCUUCUGUUGAAGAACUAGAUUCCAUUUUCAAACAAGAUCUCCCUAGAGGAUUAGCAGAGCCUCCUUUGUCUGAAUCAAUGGUAGACAAAUUAGUAGCAGAGAAGCCUUAUCUUGGGUCGAGAAGCUUUGAUAUAGUUGACCAAGAAAUAGAAGCAAUACUUCAGGAGGCAGUGCUGAUAACUCUUACUGGAAAGAAUGCUGAAGAUAUCAAUUCAGUUUUGCUAGAGGAUGGAAGAGAAUAUGAUGUUUCGGCCUCUCCACAUGAGAGACAGAAAUAUGAUCAUGUUGAAUCUGUUAUUCCUUCUACUUCCGGAUUGACUUCAUAUGCUUCAGCAAUUGCUGACGCUGAAGCUUCAUCCCAUGAAUUAGAUAUAUCCAGCAGAGACUUUCAAAUAAAGGAAACAAAUUCAGAGUUGUUAGUUCUUGAAGCUAAAUCCAUUGAAGAUAUUCGCUCAGCUUUCCAAGAUGUUACUGAAGUUGUUGUCAACAAGCCAAUCUCUCCUCUGAUCAAACCUGAGCCCCACCCAGUUGAUACUGUUGUGGAAGCUAUGUCUCAUGAUGUAAAUAAAACUUCAGAUUUACUGGUAGUUCAAGCAAAAUCCGCUGAAGAAAUAAUUUCAGCUAUGAAGAAGGUUACUGAAGAGAGUUUUUCUGAUCUCGAGGAAACGAAAAAUGGCUUACAUUAUGAAGUCAUGGAACCUAGUUCUCCUGAUACUGAGAAUUCGUCUGAUCUGUUUGUUCUUGAAGAAAGGUCUGCUGAAGACAUCAGAUUAGCUUUCAAGCAAACUACUGCAGAAGUUUCUGCUAUGCCUACUCCUCUAAUUUAUUCUGAGUUGAGUAAGACUAGUCAAGAGCAUGAGGUUGUGGAAGCAAUGCAUCUUGAGGUACAAUAUAAUAUAGAGUUGCCAGUUCCUGAAGAAAAGUCUUCUGAGGAUAUUGAUUCUGCUUUGGAUCUUGAUAUGCCGACUUCUCAAGUUUCUCCUGUGUCAUCGGCGAAUAGGAAUGAUGGCGAGAUUGUGGAUGUGAAGUUGCUUGAGACGCAGAUUAAUCGAGAGCUAUUGGUUCUUGAUGCAAAAUAUGUUGAGGAUAUUGAUUCUAGUUUCAAACCAUCUUCUGAAGGUGGUCUUCUGAGAUCCACCUCGCUUGAAACUGAUCCUGAUCAUGAUUCCGUGAAAGAUGGGUCUUUAAAGGAAACUAUUAAUUCAGAGCUACUUGUUCUUGAAGCAGAAUCUGUUGAAGAAACAAGCUCAACUUUGAUGCAUGCUACUGGAAGAGUUUUUGAUAAGUCUUCUCCUUUAGGUUAUCCUGAGGCAUCAGGAACUUCUGAAGUUCUCAAUGAGAUAUCUCUUGGCCUAGAGAAUGAUUCUGACAUGCUAUCUCCUGAAACAAAAUCUUUCCUAUAUCUGAACUCAGAUUGCCAACAAAAUAUUGAAGCAAAUAUUGUUCAACCAAAUCUCCAGAAGUUUGGAAAUUUUCAACCAGAUCAUGAAGCCAUUGAACAAAGGUCUCUCAACGCAAUGGAUAGACUAGAACUGUUCAAUCUUGAAACAAAAUCUUUUGAAGUCACGCAUUCCACAUUCAAAGAAGCUGCUGUAGAUUUUAUUGGUCAGUCAACUACAGCUCUAGUUGAUCCCAGUCACAACCCAGGACAAGAAGUUCUGGAUGUGAAGUCUCCUGAUACUAGUAAUAUUUCUGAUUUCCCGGUCCUUGAAGAAAAAUAUCUUGAAAAGUUGAAUUUGACAUUUGGACAAGCUAUGGAAGGUUUCCUUCCUAAGCCAGCAUCUGAAGUUGGCGCAGAACAUGAUUCUGUAGGGGAGAGUUGUCUUGCCGCUGAUGAGUAUUCAGAGUUAGUAGUUCUCGAAGAAAAAUCUAUCGAAAACAUACAAUCACCAUUUUCAGAUGCCAAUGCAGGAGUUCAUGAGGGUUCAUCUUCUCUUCCAGUAGAUCCUGAGCCAAAGGAGACUCUCCCAGGCCACGAAGUUGAAAACAAUUUGUGUUUUGAGGCAGAGAACAAUGCUGAGAUGUUAGUCGUCGAUGCAAAAUCGAUCAAAGAUAUAAAUUCUGCCAUCAAUCAAGCUACCAAUGUGGCUAGUUCUCCAUUGCCUGUUGAUUCACAAUCUCUUGGCAUAGGGGAUCCAUCAAGUUCAUUGGUUCUUGAAGCAAAAUCUGUUGAACUUACUGAUUCAUCUUUGAAGAAAGCACAUCAAGAAGAUAGCAACAACUCUGACUUUUUUACAGAUCCUCCACCACUGCAGGCUAACUCAGAUAAAGAUUCGGAGCUGUUAGUUCUUGAAGAAAAAUCUGUAGAAGAUAUUGAUUCAGCUUUAACACAAGUAACUGAAGGAUACCUUGGUAGCCCUGUCACUCUACAAGAUGAUUCUAAGCAAACUGAAACUAUUCCUGAACCUAAGUCUGCCACUGAUAGCAAUGUAGUUGCCAAACAAGACUUUGAAGUAGAAUAUGCUAAGGAGACUAUAGUGGCCUCUGAUGAAGAAGUUACGGGGGAAAAUAGCUCCAGUGAAGCCCUAAUUAAUAGAAGAAAAGAUGGAGAGGAGGCUGGCUCUGACGAUCCUAGUUCUACUGCUCCACCCUCAAUGAAGAUUAAGAAGAAGAAAUUUGAAAAGUCUGAUUCUAGUUCAAGCUCAAGUUCUAGCUCGAGUGACUGAAUGAUGGAAAAAUCAUUUCUUUUAUACAAAAUAGUUUGGGUUUGUUAAUUCUAUCUAUAGUUUCUCUUCGCUUUUACUCUUGUUGGCUUUGGGUUUGCUGGUUUGCAGAUUUUUGUGUUGGUGUUGGGGCUUUUUGGGGUGCUUUUUUCAAAUUUUUUUUAUAUUUUUUUAAUUUCUUAUUUUUUAUGAAGAUUGAGUUGGUUGUUUUAUUCUGGGGAUGAUACAAGUGUAUCCUUUUUAUUGUCACUUGUUACUCUUUUAAAUCUCUUGGAAAAGUUUGAAAUUUGUAAUUGCUCCGUUUGAUGCUGUAAGAAACUUGUUGAAAAAUUUUCAAAGACCUGUGUGGAAUCUUUUCUUUUCA
Molecule: messenger RNA, 6651 nt
Organism: Dendrobium catenatum
Lineage: Eukaryota; Viridiplantae; Streptophyta; Magnoliopsida; Asparagales; Orchidaceae
Exons: 3
Coding region: 339-6290 (1983 amino acids)
Source: RefSeq, a predicted model, not a curated record